Molecule: messenger RNA, 556 nt
Organism: Triticum urartu
Lineage: Eukaryota; Viridiplantae; Streptophyta; Magnoliopsida; Poales; Poaceae
Source: RefSeq, a predicted model, not a curated record
CACGAUGGACGCCGCGGCGGAGAAGACGGCCGUGGAGAUCCGCCGCGAGCUCCAAGAGCUGCAGCGCCAGCACCGCGAGAUCAGCGAGCGCCUGCGCGACCCCCGAGGCCCCCGACGCGGCGCCCCCGCCACCGGCCCCGGCCCCGGCCCCGGAGGCCCCCGCCCGCUCCGCGGCUUCGCCAGACCCGCCCCGGAGCCGGUGGACCAGCCCGAGCCCAAGCGCCGGCUUCUUUCUGCCGUGGUUAAAGUGGAUGGCCCUGGAACUAAUGGGGAUGAUGCGGCGGCGGAGGGGCGUGAGGAUGGACCAAAUGCUGCUCAAGGUGGUGAGAGGAGGGGAGCCAGUAAUGGUGGGUUUAGGAGGGAUGGGAGCCAGUGGGUAUCCAGGAGGGAGCUUGAUAAUCAGCUGCCAGAGCCUCUCCCGAGGCCGGCUCCCAAGGAAGAGGAUCAGAGCUUGGUGAGGAGGAACAAGAGAAUGCUGGGGAAGCUUCUUGUUGGCACGCUAGAGAAAUUUCAGCAUGAGAACAGACCGGAAAAAGGCCUUCCCAUAAAGGUUUAA